Messenger RNA from Strongylocentrotus purpuratus (purple sea urchin), 2364 nucleotides. RefSeq names its product 39S ribosomal protein L12, mitochondrial. The record is from RefSeq and is a predicted model, not a curated record. The transcript has 5 exons. Bases 72 to 710 code for a protein of 212 amino acids. Gene Ontology annotation, molecular function: structural constituent of ribosome. Gene Ontology annotation, biological process: translation; mitochondrial transcription. Gene Ontology annotation, cellular component: ribosome; mitochondrial large ribosomal subunit. NCBI's taxonomy places the organism in Eukaryota, Metazoa, Echinodermata, Echinoidea, Camarodonta, Strongylocentrotidae.
ACCAACCAACCACACACGCUGUAGUUGAUCUGUCUAAAUUGUGAAUCAAAAUUUCCGCGGAAUCUCUUAAAAUGAACACUGCAGCAUCAAGUUUGAGACCAAAUUUUAGACUGCUUACUCUUGGAAGAAGGUUGUCUAGAAAUAUUGAUGAAGUACACACACCCUUAGCAGCCAGGAUAAGACUUCAUCAUUCAUCCAGACCAUUCAACGCCAACACACCAAGAGUGAUUGCCUGUACAAGACAGUACAGCAAUGGAGCUAUCCCAGCCCCUUCCAGAGAUAAUGAACCUAAGCAGUACCCGGAAAAGAUCUCCUCACUCGUCGAUCAGAUAGCAGCAUUGAAGUUAUCAGAAGUCAGCGAUCUCAACGAGUUACUAAAGAAAACAUUGAACAUUCAAGAUGCUCCCAUGAUGGCCGUUGGAGCAGCGCCAGCAGUAGCAGCAUCAGCUGAACAGGAAGAUGACGAGGGAGAUGUGGUGAAGGCCCCAGAGAAGACUCAGUUUACAGUCAAACUGAACAAGUUUGACGAUACCAGUAAAGUAAAGCUUAUCAAAGCCAUUAAAGCUCUUACAUCAGGAAUGAAUCUAGUACAGGCCAAGAAGUUUGUGGAGUCGGCCCCUCAGGUUGUCAAGGCUGAUGUUGGGAAGACGGAAGCGGAAGAGAUCAUGAAACAGUUAACAGAAGCAGGAGGAACUUGUGAGAUAGAAUGAUGGAACAAAACCCAGAUGGAAUUAUAUAUACAGCAACUUGUGCAUCAGUCCGUGGGAAUCCUCAGUAAUGGAGUGUCUUCUCCCCCCCAACGUCAUUCAUCCAUAUUUGUUGUUGCCUACAUUGGCAGAAUAUUUGAUGCACAUGUUCAAUCUGCGGCUGAUCAUAACAUAGUCUUGACUUAUGAUACAUCUAUAUGUAUGGAAAAUGCAUCUAAUGGACUGAUCAGCAAUGGAUUUAUUGUGAAUCCUUUGAUCAACGCACAUGGUACCAGAGACAACCAUCACUGCGGAUUCUCAUUGACUAAGGCAUACUAACUGUGAAGGUGAUUAAGAGACAGAUGGAGUGAUAGAAUGGGCACCUACAGGAACACUUACUGGAUUGAGAUCGGCAAGAUUGGCAUCAAAGAUUGAGAGCAGUGAUGUAGACGAGACCUUGGUUUCAAAACCAGGAGGAAAACCAGGGUUACAUCGAUGUAGCGUACAUCGUUUUGAUUGCAACCAAGAAAUGGUGAUAUCUUAAAGCAGGAACAAGAGGUUGGUCUUGACUACAUCACUGAUCGAGAGGCAACUGUCAAAAUGUCCUUUUAGUAGACUUUGUUAUUGUAAACGCUUAUCCAUUGGCAUUAAAAUGAAAUUUAAUUGAAGUUUUUUUUCCUUCAUAUUGACGGAAUUGCAGUUCAGAAUUAAAAUGUAGAGGACCCCCCCCCCCCCCCCCGCCCCCUCUAUAAGAUACUGUCUGCUGCAUGCUUGUUCAACUACAUGCAUGUCCUUCAUCAUUAACACCUCUCAAGCUCUCAGCAGACAAUAUUAAGAUAUGUCCUCAAAUGUCCUCAUGUCAUAAAAAUCAAAUUCUCCCUGUUUUUCUUUUCCAAGUAUGGACACCUGUAUACACAAAUGUAUUUCAAGUCUUUUAACUAAAAUUGUUGAAUGAAAGACCCAUAAAUGAAGGCUCACUUGAUCUGUAAUAGACGGGGAGAAAUGUCUUGUGUCAAAUAUUUCCUCUUAAAACAUGGUUAUUUGUUUAUACAUAUUCUACUAUGAAAGAUAUUAGGUCCAGGUUAAGAUAACAUCCUAUUCAUCAAGAAAUUGAAUCAAAGAUUAUAGUUUUCCGGAUGAAUGGCCAGUUUAAUUAAUUGUCAUACCAGAGGGUGACAUGGAUAAAUACAAGGCGAAAUGACAAUUUCUCUGUCAAUUUCUCUGUCAAUUUCUCUGUCAAUUUCUUGUUCAUUAUGGUAUUCAAAUGAAAUAGUUAUCAUGGGAAAUAAUUCAUUUGGAGAUUCAAGUUCAGGUUUUAGUUUUAAUGAAAUUGAUUAAAAUGUUGCUUGAAUACAAAUACAUAUAAAAGUCAUGUACUUGAUUAGUAUAAACCUCUAUCUGCAGUUGCAAUCAUUGGUUAUGAAGAGAAAAGUUUUGCACGUUGAUACUAAACGUCAUGUACACACAAGUAUUAUCAUAGCAAUUCAUCUUGUAUUGAUUUUGGGUUGAUUGAUUUGUAUCCCUAAUGUACAGGAGGAUUUGACGAAGAAGAACGACUAAAUUCUUGUUCAGGAAAAACUGUUGUGUGUGCCCUUCUUUAACUUCCAUCAUAUUUACAAGGCAUGAAUCAUGCUUCUUUUGUACAUUUAAGAAAUUAAAUGAAAACAUUUACAAAAUA